UUCCGGAAAAAGCAGAACACUUGCGAUCGGCUACAAAGACUGCUGAGCAGCAGGGGGCGUGGAAAUUGACACAUUAACUUGAAUGGAAACGAUCAGCGGGGAUUGGCGCUGAUGGUCUUUUCGCCGCCAUUCAGCAUGCGGUGUAAAUUAGGGGUAAGACAUGAAAUAAUAGAGGAAUGUCAGGCAGAAGAGAGGACAAGCACUGAGAGCAGCCAGGCUGAUGUUUUGCUGAAAGGAACUUCAACAGAUCCAAGGAAGUGAAAUGGCACCAACCUCAAUACCAGACUUGGCCUCUGGCAGGACUUGACCCUCUAGUUUGUAAGCCAAGUCGCUGUAGCCUGAAAGAGCUUGCUGUACCUUAUGCAAAGUAAGGUGAUGUAUUGAGGCCCCAGAGUGGCAGCUAUGGGUUAAAUAAUUUUACUGCAUGUACUUGGUGGGCAUUAGUGGCAUUAUUUAAUGUCCAAAUAAUUACACUCAACUUCAGGUGCCAGGAUAUGUCUCUUAGUCAUCACUGACAGAUUUCCAGUGCGCUGGUUUUCAGACAACUUUUCGAAUGCCCAUUUUUUCCCUCUGAAGUUGGACUUUGGAAAAGCUCAAGUGGAGGUGUAAUAUAAAUAAAUAUUAAAAUGUAAAAGCAGUUUUAUUGCCAGGUCAAAGCCAAACCUUUCAUACUGUAUUUUAUGACUUUACUACUGUGGUGCAGCAGUGAGGCGACUUUCCCAGACAUAAGCUUGAUGAGUGAAAAAUAAUCCCUCUUUAAAAGUAUCGCUCGAGUUAUUUGGCAGCGGGGGAUGAAAAAAACACUUUCUGCUUGUCCUGCUCCAAAAGGUCAAAGGUCAGGUUACACUUGUUGAGCUUAAGGGUUUUUCUUGCUCCGUUAGUCAUAUCCCUCACAGCACAAACAUGCAUUAUAAAGAAAAAGCAGACAUCCAAUUAACAGUUGAAGCGCUCUGUGUACACUUUUACUGCAUUUGAAGAAUGGAGAGUAAAUACAGGGGUGCGAGCGCAGAUUUGCAGUGUGUCAGCAAUGGAAGAAGUGAGCAGAGGAGUUCAUUUGAUGAACUUGUUAAGGGAUGCUAAGGGUUGAAGGGAAAGACGUGUGAAGUCGGACCUUUGUGUUAAGUGUGUGCGUAUGUGUGUGUGUUUGAUGUUACAGUCUUGUAAAGCAGCAGCUGGAGAGGGCCGUCCCCAGAGAACCACCACAGCCGGCUAGUAAACCACACACACACACAUACACACACACACACACACACACACACAGAUGCAGUCUUUAAUAAAGCGAUUGCUCGGGAAACAGACCAGACCGAGCCGAUCUGAGACUCUUUUAAGGCGAGAAUGACUCGGUCACGCUCUCAUAUGUAUACACUCACAUCCUCUCAGUCUGAAGACAUGACAGAAGAACCUCAUUACUCUGACUUCAACUCCUACAAACCAGCAGAGGCCUACUCAGACAAUAAAAAGUAUGACUGAUAAGGAGCUGAUGUAUAAAAGCAAAGGCCUUUUUGGACUUCCUUCUACUGAUGUUAUCAAUUAUGAGUAUAUGUAUAUAUAUAUAUAUAUUUGGUCUACAUAUGGUUCCACUGUAAAACUGUAAAUGUAGUGUAAAACUGCAGAGGCCAGAUGUGCAGUUAGUAAUACAAGCCACAGCAGGCGGGGACACCUAUUGUGAGUGAAGUCAGUAGCUCAGUCAAACUCAUUAGAAAAGUGGAACACCUGGAAGAGCCUGAGAAAUAUCAGAAAGAGGGACACAUUUUUCAUGUGUAGGGUGUAUUUUUUUGCAUUUAGGGCUCCAUCUAUGCGUAAACAUCGAAAAAACAGCAGGUGCAAGUCCAAAAACUCAUAAUUUAUCCGUCUAUACAUUAAAAUGAGAGCUUUUACCAUUUUAGUUGUUCCACUUGCAAAAAUAAGAGUCAGCAGGUGCAAGAGCUCAGGCAACAAGUUUCUGUGUUUAUAGUCUGUGCGUAGACAAACAUUAGCUGCAGACGGAGCCCCAAAUUAGUCUGCACCACAAGAAUCUCCAUAUUUAAGGAAACCGCUGUUCUUUGCACAUUCACAUGUCAUCAAAUAUCUGUUUUUUUCCUUGAUUGUAGGAAAUAUAUUGGAUGACAUCAUACUGCAGCUGACUGGAAGCAAACAGUCCUAUUUUAGUGUCAUGGAUCGUUUCCAAAGAGAUGAUAUAACGCAGUCCAGAUGAGCCCCUCCAAGAAUUGUCUCAUUAUCACACACGCCGCAGCUGCACGACCACUGUGUGUACGAGUGACCGGGUUUAUGUGUAUGUGUGUGUGCGUAUGUAUGAGUGUGUGUUUCUGUGACCAUUUAAACUCUACUCACAGUCAAUUACCAGAAAAUGACUUGUGUGUGUGGACUAUUUUCCCUCUGAAAAAACUAAUGAUAGGGUUGGGGUUAAGGUUAGAAUUGGGCUGCAGGAAAGUCCAGGACCAGGCUGGAUCCAUGUGGACGACGUGAAACCAGAGGCGUAGCCAGAGAACAGCCAGGGUGGGACUGGACUCCAUCCAAAUCUGAUUGCUCCUCCUUUUACCACCCCAAAGCUUUUAGUGUGUCAUUAAACAUUUUAGGGGCUCCCAGUUUUGAGCCACUAAGCUAGACACCCCGACAGUAUGAGCUUGUUUUCCCAAUGGAGAAAAAUUUACAUUUUCAACAACAACUUUUAAAGGAGACCUGUUAUACUCAGUUUCACCUUUCAUUCUGUCAGUCUCUGUCUCUGAGUUGUUUGUAAGUCCUGUUUUGACUUUGUUUUGACCUCUCUGAAAAAGGAUCACAAAUCUGCAUGACAGGAAGUCACUAUAACGACAGAAACCAGGUUUGAGAAAAACUUAUUUGACAUGCGUUUUAAUUUUACAGUUUGACCCAUGUUCCAUCUGUUUACAUAAAAGGGGCAGGGUUUAUGAACUAUACUGCGACCGGUCAUACUUUGGCCUUAAUCCUUAUGACCCCUAUUGUAAUGAACAGUUUAUGAUCCAUCCCCUUCUACAGUAUCUUCUUCUAUGGUUUGGGGUGUAGGGAACAUUGAAGGUGGUCAAUCAUGUGUCUUUUCACUGUCAUGACUCAUCGAUGUACCUGAUUCUUUUAAAUCAGGUAACUGCAGUAAGUAGUACGAUAAAAACAUUGUUGAGUUCAACGUAUGUUUUAAACAUUUGUUUGGUAAUACAUGGUGCCUUAAAAAUAAUAUGUAACUCACUAUCUUCAUGAUAAAUUGUGCAGCCUAGAUACCUUGUAUAAUCUUCAGAUGCAAAGAGAGAAAACGAGAAACAGGAGGAGGAGGAGGAAGUUAUUUAAACAGGGUUCCCAACAGUAGCUCACACCUGAGGCUCCCUUAUAUCCGACUUCAUUCAGUCAAAAACAUGGACUGCACAUGGUAAACCCAUCACAGGCGCAAAAACUCACACACACAUACACACACAUACACACACUCUCACACACGUUUGCUCUCAGCUUCAUCCAGGAAAUAACUUUUAUUCAUGAAAUCACAAGAAGUACAGGGACAGAAAGACCAAUAAAGGCAUUCAACCAAAGGUCUGUGCCUCUGAAGACUGAGAUUAAGAGUACCAGAAGAGAAAAUCUGGACAGUUGUAGUGUUUCUUGGUCCCUCACCUCGUAUGACUAGCUGCUUUUUGGAUGAUUGUUUAGAUAAUUGUUCGGUUUUAAUUAUCUAAUGAAACACCUGCUAUGUAAAACCAUGUUUAAAUAGCCACUCAGUAAACAAACAGUUAAAGGUGGGGUAGGCAGGAAUCCCUUUAAGAAGCAUCUUUUUUGUGGUGUAUGUACAAAAAAAUAUCGCUGUGCUUUUUUUACGUCUGUGUAGUCAACAUUUUAAAAUUUCAGAGUGCUCCGUUCUUUCUGACUGUAAACAAAGCCAUUCCCCGCCUCCCCCAUCCUGAUUGGUUGUGAGGCGGACGCUGCUCCCUCAUGUUGUGGGGCAGACGCUGCUCACCCGUGUCGUUCAGGAGCCCAAACAAAGUUAGCCUGCUAUGAUAUCAGACAGUAGAAAACAGCCAGAAAGACAUUCAUCUCAACUGGGUGUUACGGUGUCUUUGACCAUAACUUAAAUUUACUCCAGAAUAUCCCUUUAACGUAUGAAAUACCGUGAGUGAAAGAAGGGAAAAAAUACGGAUUAUGUGCCAGACUUUUACAAGCAGGGCACCUCACACCACAGAGUGACGUCAAGGGUUUCCCUUUCAUUGUAUUUCAGCCAGUCAGAUAAGAAACAACACAGUGUUUCCUUUAACAACAUGGGCAUGGGAGGAGGACUGACCCAAAAGCAAGAGCACAAUUUUGAGUAUUUGUUUUUUUUUUUCUUUUUUUUAUCACUGGUACACUGUAUAACAUACAUUUAGGCCUCUGGAGCACAAGGUAAAGAUGUUUUGCAAACAUCCUCUAAUUCCUCCUCAAACCCUCACUUUUCUCCCCUGUAUAUAACAUUCAUUGGCACUUAAAUUGACAGUGUACGUAAACUGCAGACUGUUCUUCAGAGGAUACAUUUUGCGGGGCCAUGGUUAACAGUAUGUUUUCUUUUAAAUCAAAAACAGCUUCCUCAAACCUUUGACCCUCAAACACCUCCAUCAUUAUUGUUUUAAGGUUUGAACUUUUCAAAAGCAGAUCCGACAUCUCUUUAUUUCCAGAUCUAAAGAAACACUUCCUCCUUUUAUGCUGACCUCAAUUGAAAAUAGGACAUAAAGUAAACUUAGCUGAAGUCUUACACCACAAACCAAAAAUGUUUCCCUAACUCAUCCAGCCUGGUUAACUGAGAACCUGAUCCUAUAGUCGGCUCAGCUGGAAGGAGCUCAAAAAAGAUGUAAUUUUGUCAGCUGCCACUAGACGGGGUGAGAGCUGGGGGGAGCCAAACCCCUGCCCAUAAUAACCACCAGACAUGACUCAUUCAGCGUGGAAUACCACAGCAGCCACAGACAGGUCUCUGGCAGACGAGGAGCAGAAACCCGACCCUGCAGCCCAGUUUGUGAAUGGAACUGAAAUGAGCAAAAGCAGAGAAAAUUUAAUGGAGCUCCUAUAGGACUUAAAGAUUUAAGAGUUAAAAAAAAUCACAAGUGUUUGGUUUGGCAUAUUUAUGAAAGUGAAGUGUCUGAGAGGCUUAAUCUGGUGUUUUUAUAUUGAUAAGCGCAGUGAAACAAAGGAAAAGUCUCUCUGUUUUUACAGUUUCUUUUAACUCACCGUCUUAAUUCCCUGUCGGUUCAUUGAUUCUUUUGGCCGAAUCCACCCUCAUCCUGCAGAGCUCCUAAAAGACAGCACAGGAACAACACAUCACCUUGUCAGAUAUGAUUGUAGCUCUGAUCAUCGUCAGUCUUUUGCCCAGACUUCCCCCUGCGGAGAGCACCACUCAAUCUGAAGACUAACACAUGUUGGACAGUCAAAUCCUUAUUUGCUUACGUGGAGUCAGUCCAAAGCUGGAGGGCCUGCCGAGCCAGGAGUCUAAUCUGUGGGCACAAGGAGGAACAUAGGAAUAACAUAUUGUACAACUUAAAGUAUGGCAGGGGAGCAAACUGUGAGCGCUCACGUUACAUGAAAACAGCAGGCAGGAAGUGUUUUGCAACAGCGGAAAAUCUUCAGGUCCAGUCCGACCACCAGACGGUCACACUUCAUCGGGCCUGGAGGCUGCGGUCAGUGGACGGAUACCUUCCCUGCUGUAAGGGUCGGAUACGCUGUCAUGCAUUUGUCUAAAGCUCCCUCUCACACUUUUUUUUUCUGUUUCUAUUCCUCUGCCUCUCUGCUCAGAAAAAUCUAACACCUAUCUUUUCUAAACUACUGCACUUCCUUCUCCAAUUCCUCUCAUCUCUCAGUUUCUCCUUUCCUGUCUCCUCGUGCCCCCCUCCUUCAUAGCAGCCUUACCUCAUUGUGUUUUCUCCUCCCACCUCCCCCCCUCAAACUUUCUCAUUCCCCCAUCUCUCACCCUCUUUCUCUCUCUGUUUGUGGUCAGUCACACUUAAUCUACCACCAUCCAUCUGUUUCUCUUCAUUCCUUUAGUCUGGUCUGUUUCCCAUUAAGAUUACAUCAGGCUUUGACCUAUUAGUGGGCCGUGAUCCUUUUGAAGUCAUUUUGUGGUUGCAGGUUAAGCUCAAAGCCCACCACUCUUCUUACUCUGUGUAUUACAGACUGUAUUUGGUCUGUGGGGGAGGGUUUUUAAAACUUCUCAGCCCACGACCAAAAUCAUUUUUUUUUCUUCUCUGAGAUCCAGGCUCAUUAAAUCAUAUGAGCGAGCUUGUCAUGUGGAGACCAGCUAGUGGAGGGCCUGCGACCCAUUUUGGGUCCCAACUCAUAAUCCAACGUAGCAAUCUGUGAACUGGACUAUAUUGUUCAUUUAACCUCAUAUCCUGAGGAUUUUGAUUAUUUUUUCAAGGUAACUUUCCCAACCAGAGAGUCUCUGUUCCUUAUUAGGGUAACUGUUUAAAGUCGGGUUUAAAUUCCCGACUUAACAAAGUGCAGACCUCUAGAAUAAAAGUGUGUUUUUGUAAAGGGUUUCCUGAUAGCCUAAUGGUUGGGAAGCCAGGCCCAAAGUUGUAUGUCUACAUUCAAGACCUCUGCUCUGUCCCAAAGAGUUAAGGUGAAAUGCCCCCAAAUAAUCUUAAAAUAUUCUAUCUUCCAGGGAGAACAGGAAGAACAUUAAAUCUUAUUACCCUCAUACUUAAAUUGAAAAAAAAGUCCAACCCCAAAAUGUAGGCAAACGGAUCUUAAAAUGUAGCAGAAUAUAGAUCCAAUGUGCAUCCAUUAUUGCUGACCAGGCCCACAUAUUUCCUGUCAUCUUUGAUCAUUUGGUCAAUAAUUAAACCCCCAGUGUUCACUUCCAGAUGUAGAUCACGAUAUCAUCAAUGAACUCCCAGAGUUUAACCCCUCACCUCUCUCCUGUCUUGGAUGCCUGUGAAAAGAGAUUGACUCAAAUGUUAAACUGUACAUCAUCAUUACUCCUGGGUCAGAGCGCGGGUAAAGAGCCAAUUGGCCGAGUCAUGACGUUAAACUGACAUCUAUUGGCCGAUCCGAGGCAGGGUGGGAUGUUAAAGUCAUUUAGACUCAUCAGGCUAAGUGGACACAGUUGACUGAGAGGUCUCGAACCUCCCUACGUCUGCUUGUGGCUACUUCUUCUGCGCCAAAAAUUGUCAAUUAGAGCGGUGGAUGAGAGGACAUCUGGGCUGCCGAGUGUGUGUCUGCUUGACUAAUGUGUAUCAACGCAUGCCAGCAGGGCUAAAUUCACUCUGCAAAUGAACCGUACGCUACUGUCUUUUUAACGAUCACUCAUUCAUAAUUGAAGAUAUUUUCACAGUGGCAGUGUGGAGUGACAGCUGACUGUCUUCACAGCACAGUAAGUUUGAUCCCCGUGUUAAACUGGACAAAGAAUUGAAACUGAUAUAAACUGAGAUGACCACAAACAGAUUUAUAAGCAGUCUCCUCACAGUUUUCCUUAACUCUGUGGAGCAGUGUCGUCUCUAUCAGCAGGUUGUUUCAGAUUAAAGAUCUGCAACCUCAGAGUUUCGAUCCCCUCUCAAAGCUCUCUUCAAAGAGGUUUCCAGUCACAGCAAGUAAAAGUGAGAGCGAUCAAAACCACGACUCAAAUUCCAAUUAGUUUUCAAAUUUGACAACUCAGCGCAGUGUCUUUGUACCAAUGCUGCCUUACUUGGGGUUGCUGCGGCCAAAAGGGAUGGGUGGGGUCAAGUGUCCUAGAGUGAGACCAUAGACUGUAUAUACUAUGGACGACUUGACUCCGCCUCCCAUCAUAAUGCGAAUUUGAAGCCGAAAAGCUCUCGGUAUUUCCAGGAUUUUCUCCACUUCCUGGAACCACCACUUGCGCAGCAGCAUUGUACGCACUCUCUCUAUUUGAUUGCUUAUAACUCUGCACUGACACAAGAUAUGAAAAUGACAUGAAUACGAAAUAUAUACCUGGUCUUUUGUGCGGUACACUUUUUGUUUAUAUUGUUUAUAUAUGAUGUAUUGAUUCCAAGAAAUAUAUAAGAGUGUAAAAGGUGUGACAACAAGCCCCGGUCUCCCCUAUUUCAUGUAUUCAUUGUUUCUCCUUUUUUUCUUUCGUGUUUAUUUCUUUUGCACCAGAACAUAUUUUCUUGUAAAAGUCACAACUUUACCUUUCUCCCACCAAGGGGUCCACUAUGCCCAUUAACCACUAAUGUUUCUUCACAUACAUAUUCACACCAACUUCAUUACGCUCCAGUGUCUACAGGUCAGUGACUUUAAUUUGGAUCACAAGAGACAUCACAUGUUCACAGUGACCCCAGUGAUUUCACCAUUGACCUUUAAAACUAUUUCAGAAGAAGAAGAAGAAGUGGAAAAAAAAGUGAAAAUAGGGACAGUUUAAGGUUAAAGACUGGACAAUUGGAGGGUAAAGACUGUACUUCCUCUUCCUCCUCCUUCUGCCCCUUUUACUCCUCCUCCCUCCUCCUAACACCUGAUUCUGAUCACCAUUCACCUCCCAUCAUCGCGACAAAAAUCACCUUCAUCACUGCGUCCCUGAACUCUGUCUGCCUGACUGAGCCGAAUGAGGAUACCUUAAGGAGUAAGUACCUCUCAAUAUAUCAGUUGUUGACUUAAGUUAUUCAGAUUGAAAUGUUUGUUUAUCUUUGUGUGUCUGUACACUUUUAUCCCUCCCCGGUGUCGUUUCAGGGCUCGUGUCAGCGGAGAUGUUGGCAGGUGCGUUAGUUCUAGGCACCAUCCUUGCAACUUUACCAGGUAAGAGAGAAAAACAAAUAAAAAUCUCAAACUUGAUCUUAGUGUAAAAUCUGAGCAGAACAGGUUAAGUUGAGUACAUUUUUCUUUUUUAAAGGGGUGUCAAAUGACCUGUUAGGGGGCACAAUUGUCAGAUUUUUGAUUUGUAUUCUGGGUGUAUCAUAGGAUUACCACUAUGCUGGAAAAUGAAGUAAAAUCUGUUUAAAAGUAAUAGGCUCAUUGUAUCCACUAUGCAUAUAAGGUCCUGUAGCCAGGUGCCCUUGCCUUUACACUCAGGUUAUUUAUAAGUAUUGAUUGCCUUUUGUGCAAGGUAGUCAGCCAGGCAGGCAGUUAGCAGUGCAGGACGACACCCCGGCUGCACAUCGAGGCUCAUUGUCACUGCUCCAGUUUUAUGUGUCACUCUGAGCGAGGCUGUGGUUUGACAUGUUUGACUCCUGAGAUCCACAGUAAAGAAAAUCUACAAAUGUUUUUUUUUUUUUUUUCUGGUCUUAAACCCUCUAAACUGGUUUGACUUUAUUAACUUCUAUUUAAUAAGUCUAAUUGUUAUUUGUGUAUUUUUUAUUUCAUGGUUGAGAGUGUCUGGACAAACUAGAUCAGCUCUUUAUAUUUUUCUUAUUACAUCUUUGCACAUACAGUAUAUGUACAGUAUAUGAACUAUUGUAGUUUUAGUUGUUACUGUGUAAGCAUCUGUAUCAAUAGAUAUGGUUUCACAUCAGAUUUUAUCUCUGGCAUGAAACAGUAUUUUAUCACAUUGUCUAGUAUUACUUCAUAUCAUACAAUUUUACAUCAUAUCAUACUAUACUGAUACCUCAUCAUUUUGUAGCAUAUCCCAUUGAAUAGUAUCAUAGAGAGUUGUAUUGUAAGAUAUUGUUUGGAUGUAUACUAGUAUACUGUUAUAUUUGUGUGCACACCUAUGUUAUUGUCCUGCAGGUAUCCAGAGCAGGUGGUCAGUUACAUUCUCUCGUAAGGAGAUCUGUGUGUGGGCAGGAACGACCGUCACUCUGCCCUGCCGUUAUGACUACCCAUCAGGUAUCGAAUAAAUAAAUAGGCCCUCUUCAGAGUUAGAUAUAAGGUUUUCAUGCAGUGUUUUACAAGGUCAUAAAAGCACUAGAUGAAACAAGUCUAAGGCUGUGUCCAAAAUGAAUCACUCAGUCCCUAACCCCUAACCCCAAUAUGGGGUUUUACUAAAUACUUGACUAUGUAGUGAACUCAGUCACCGGAGGUUUCGGACACUACAUGGCAAGCCGCAAUGCAUGACGGGAUGCCCACCACCAGUGAGUGACCAUUGGAUGGUCACUACAUUUUGCAACGCUCUAUGGGAAAUUUUGAGUCGCCUAUAUGGGGCACUGGAACUGAUUAUUUAGGUUUCGGACACCCCUCAAAAUGGCACUGACCCCCAUAUAGUCACCUAGAAAAGGGUUAGGGAUCCAUUUCGGACACAGCCUUCAUCUUUCUUUUUAAUUUGUGUUGUUAGUCAUAUGUGCUGACCAUCAUUUUGAAGGUUUGGUUCUUGUGUUUCGCUCUGUAGGUCACACUGUGAAGCGAGUCAUGUGGUUCCGGGUCUCUUCAGAUGGUCGUAGGGAGUUCACUUACCACACAGACCCAAACCAGAUCAGCCUGUCAUACCGAGGGCGUGCACGGUAGGAGAAACAUGCAAGUUUGAAAGCUCCUGUAGCACAAACAGACAAUGUGAAAUAAAACAUGGCAAAUAAAUGGCAAAUAAAUGUUGGAUUCCAGCUAUAUUGGGGGCAGCUACUCCAGCUGCUCGGUCCAGAUCCGGGCUGUGAGGCUCAGUGAUGCGGGCCAGUACCACUUCAGAUUUGAGACCGACCAGCCACUGGGGAGGUGGACCUCCCCCAACACCAUCACUCUGGCUGUGACAGGUCCGACUCAAAAAACUAUCAUAACAGUACUGCUAUGGAUAGAAACAGCCAGUCUGUUUGUGUUAAUGUCCACUUAUGUAUUUCAGACCUUCAGGUUCAGGUCCAUCCAGCAAGGCCUGCUAACAUGUUUGGCUUUGGUGAGACUGUGUUUGUGGGCUGCCAGGCUUCAGGUUGUGCUGCUCCAGGAAGAAGCCUUGCUCUGUACAGGUGUGUUAUUAUACAUGUGGGGUAACAACACUCACCUGGACAGAUGCCUGGAGUAUACUGGUAUAUAUCUGAAUAUCUGUCCUGCACACAGAAACGGACUGAACCUGGGAUCAUACGAGAAAUGGAUGAUUAUAAACCGCUUUGACCAGCAGCAUGUAGGAGCAUACAGCUGCCGACCGAUCCCACCACAGAACGUCCAGUCACCAUCCCUCUCCAUUAACUUAGGACGUGAGUAAUCGCUAUCAAACCAGUCAAAAUAGAUCGCCUUUUGUCUGAAAAAAAAGCUCUCAAAGUUUGUGUUGUCAUAAUGUUUAAUGUUGAGAAACACGAGUUGUCUAUUCUUCCCAUUUUCCAUCAUCCCCCCUGUAGAUGCCCCUCGCUCCACCUUCAUAGUCGUCUUUCCAUUGGGGGAACUGUUAGAAGGAGGAUCAGCUACUCUGACCUGCAGUAGUGAUGCAGCUCCACCUGUAGAGAGCUUUGCAUGGUUCAAAGGUACGUGUUGAUGUUGUGAGACAAAUGUACUGCAUGUAACGACACUUAAUCUCUUCAAAUAUUUUGAUGUAGUCUUUCUAAUUUUAGAAAUGUCUUCCUUCUUUUGCUCUCCAGACAUGGAGAGCGGCAGCAUCCCAGACAGUUUCAGUCCUCAGCUCCACCUGUCUCACCUCAAAUACACAGACAGAGGAGAUUACUUCUGUGUGGCUCGAAACUCACUGGGAACUGACCGUUCGAAGCCACUCCUACUCAAUGUGACCUGUAAGUUGAUCCGGACAAACGUCAGAACCAAAACUGAGCUCAGGAUUUAGUUUAGGAGCAAACAGGCUUUUUUUUUAACUCAUAACAGACCUGAUGAAAUUGUCUGCUUUGUGUUCUGUUGUGAAAUCUGUCUGGGGUUAGUCUGGGUCACAGUGAUGAGGCAACGGCUCUAUUUUAACCACAUAAUCAUAACAGCAAUCAUCUAUCAUGUGGAGGAAGUGAGACAAAGUGAAACUGCUGACUGUUCUUGCUACAGCUCUUACUUCUUUAUUUAUCGUCCACAUCCUUUACUCUCACUGGUACUAUUAGUCGUUUAGCAUGAGUGCACAAGAGCUGCUGCCAUGUCCCUCCACAUUUUUCUGUCCAAAAGCUGUAAGUCUCUCUGAUCAGGGACGGCAUUUCCUUCCUGAAAUGAAAAUAAACAUAUCAGUGAAGAUGUUGUUUUGUGCUCUGUGUCCACCUGCCUUAUUAGACUCUCCAAAAAACACACGCGUGCUGGUGAGUCCUCCAGGGGACAUCAAAGAGGGCUCGUAUGUAAACCUGAGCUGUGUAAGCCAAGCUCACCCUCCUGCUAACAGGUAUGAAUGAUACUUCUGCUGUCUUUUUUCUUUUUUCGGUGUUAAUUAAAAUUAUGGUCAAACACCCAGUUAGACACCCCCUCGAGAGAUGAAUGUUGCCGACUGCUUGCUUCUCUGGUUAUUCCAACUUCAGCAACGACCACACGAUAGCAAUACACAGCGGUCUACGUCUCCACGUGCAAACCUCAACCAAAAAGCCACUCUAUAGCCACAAAUAAUGCUCAGAACAGCACCUAACUUCAUCAACAUAUAGUGUCCCAGCCAUAGUACUAGCCAUCAAACAUCUUUUUAGCUUUGACGGAUUUCUUUAGCAAAGAGACUAAACAGAACUCACAUAUUCUCCUCCGGCAGCCACUUGUUUGUGGGGGAGCCCUGACGAGUCGAUCAACGAGUGCAGCGGAAAAUUUAUGAUUAUUACUUCAUGGAAAUACAAUCAGACCAAGACGCUAAAGCAGAAGAACUGCUGCAUCUGCAGGACACAUACAAGAUACACAAGAACCCUGAUCGCAUUUCCAUGAAGUAAUGAUCAUAAAUUUUCUUCCUUGAGCUGCAAAACUCUGCUGCCCCUUGGUGAUCGACUCGUCAGGGCUCCCCUACAAACAAGCAGCUGCUGGAGGAAAGUGGGUGAGUUGUGUUUGGUCUCUUUGCUAGAAAGAAAACAGGCAAAGCUAAAAAGAUGUUUGAUGGCUAGUACUAGUCCUAUCGCUGGGACCAUAUAUGUACUGUUGAUGAAGUUAGUGGCUGUUCUGAGCGUUAUUUGUGGCUAUAGAUUGGCUUUUUGGUUGAGGUUUGCACGUGGAUAUGUAGACUGCUGUGUAUUGCUAUUGUGCGGUCAUUGCUGAAGUUGGUAUAACUAGAGAAGCAAGCAGUCGCAUCAUUCAUCUCUCGAGGUGCUGUCUAACUCAGUGUUACUGUGUGUUUGACCAUAACUUAAAUUUAUGCGGGAAUAUCCCUUUAAGUUCUGCUUAGUAUUUCAGCUGAUUUGUCAACAUAAUCUUCAUUCUUGCGUUUCUUCUUUCGUAUCAUUUCAACCCACAUCCACUGAAUCCAUACUGGAUCCUGCAGGUAUGCUUGGUAUCAUAUUGUGGGCGACCAGGUGUUGAAUAAAGGAAACUUCCAGAACCUGACGUUCCCCUCAGUGCGAGUUCGUCAUGCUGGUCAGUACUACUGCACAGCGUGGAACCGGUUAGGAUACCAAAGCUCUCCUUUGGCGACACUCACUGUCCUGUGUAAGUGGAGUGUGUGUGUUAUUUAUCGUGUGUGACAUGUUUGCAGCCAAAGUUCUCUCUGAUACUGAAAUGUACCCAAAGAAAAAGUCUUUCUUAUUCUCCUCUGUAUGCAGAUCCUCCAAAGAACACUUCUGUUCUGGCUCGCCCCUCCACGGUAGUAGACGCUGGCCGACCUUUGACCCUGACCUGCAGCAGCCAGGCCAACCCAGCGGUGGACAACUUCACAUGGCACCGCCUAACUCUGGAUGGGGGCUCUGUACAAUGUUAGCAUCGUAAAAAUGUGGUUCCACUCAAGGUUAACAUUACAACAUCAUCAACUCUAUAAGCUGUGGUGGAUAUUUGCAGUCAGUGAGGUGUCAUGCUCUCUGUGUGUUUCUGGACUGUCUGUUGGUUUGGAUCCUCCAUCACUGUCAAAGUAGAUUUUCUCUCUUUCUGUGGCCCCUGCAGCAUGGGGUACAAAGUCCGGACCUGUCUUCACCUUCUCGGAGGUCGGCCCUGGAGAGAGCGGUCAGUACUACUGCGAGGCCAGGAACCGGAUCGGGGCCCACAGCUCUCCUGUCCUCACUGUGCGAGUUAGAGGUAAGAAAUGAUUUAUACAUGGAAACACUGGAACAGAUAGAAAUGCUGGCGUUUACCGAUGUCGUAUCAAGUUUUCGACUAACAUUUGUGUUCUCCUGAGGAUGAAUCCAACUGACUUUGGUAGCUCCACCACAGGGUCAGGUUGCAGUUUAGACAGAAAUAUGUGUUAGUGAUGGAAAGUACAACUUCCCGCAGAGAGUGGGGUCAGUGGUUCUUUUCCACUCUACUUGAUAUUUUGCUGGUGCCUCUACUUUUUAAUCUUGAAUCUUAAAGAUUUGUUUUGUUUUUUUCUAUGUAGCACUUUGUUCAGGUGCGGUGUGUACCCAUCCCUACUUUAAGAGUUAAAUGCUAAUCAGCACCUCCUACAGUUCUACAUUGUUACAGGUUUUAAUCAUCAACAUCACAUCCCUCCUGCUCUUGCGUUCCUCCACUGGCUCCCGUGCAUUUAAGAAUUGGUUUUAAACUUUUACUGAUCACUUUUAAAGCUCAUCUAGGUCUUGCCUCAAGUUUCACAUGUAGAGAUGUUGACACCAUAAAAGCCAUUUCUCAGCAUUAGAUGUUGAGGCAACCUUCUGGUCGAUCCAAAGUCGAGCCUUCAAUUGGAAAGGGAUUGCUUUUUGUUUUUGUCGUUGUUUGUUUUUGUUUUGUUUUUUUUCAUCAGAAAAAGCACCAUCUGAAACAGCUUUACUGAGGAGAUACGUUGUGCAGAAUCAGUGAUAUCUUUUAAUUCCCCUCUUAAAACUCACCUCUGACCACUUCUUAAUUUCACUGAAUUAAAGCUCCUGUGAGCAACUUUCAGGUUGUGUCAACUUUGGCGCCCCCUGUUGACAAAUAAAUAUUUGCUACCUUUUCCCUUGUUGUUCCUGCCUAACUCGAGAGUACACAGCAUAGAGAGAGCCAUAGCUGUCAACAGAGCCGUCAUUUAUGGCAUUAUACAUCUUUUCAUUACAUCAAAUAACUUUUCUAAACCAACUUAACUUCUCAGAAACUCAGCAGUAUGAGGAUUAAUUUUAAUGAGAUAACUUGUGUUGGAGUAAAAUAGUCUUUGACUUCUUUGGUUUUUAAAGCCAGGCCCACGUUACAUCUGUUCAGAUGGAGGAGAACAGUUUGGUGAACUACAGUAUCCUGCAGCAGUCAGCAGGGGGAGGUUUUGGCCUUACUUUUGACACUUUUUUAAAGAGCUGUGACGUUGCCCAUCUUUUUAAUGAGUCAUUACCAUAAAUAUUAAAUUUGAUAGUAAAUGCUGGUAUUAAUAUGUAGUGUAAGCACCCAUAUUCAGACAUGAUGUGUCUGAAUAUGUGCCAAAAACAUCUAGGUGAGGUUUGAAUAGAGUAUGAAUAUCAAUCUUUGGCAUCUACACUUGGUCGACCAGCAAAAGCAGAAAACAUUAUCAAAUUGGUUUAAAUGCCGACUGGAAGGAGCAGUUAGAAAAAACUGACAAGGAAACUUUUACGAAGAAGAAAAGAUGACUGCACGGCGACUCUCUAACAUGUCAAAUAAAACAAAUGUGACCCUGAAAUUCCGAGCGUGUUGAUUUUCAUCAGUUGUGAAUGAUGCCGCUACAUUCACACUCUCUCUAAUGUGGUUCAGUGGUCGAUCUCUCUAGACUUACUGUCUUCGGUUACUCUUCUUUGUACAUGUGAUUGUCAUCUCCAGAAGUGUCAUGGACGGGGAUGAUGUGUUGCUGAUAAGCUCAGUGAAACUCUCCGGCCUUCCUGCGUGCAUCUAUGUUUCUGGUUAGCUCAGACAAUGAGCUGAAGAUGAAGCAUGUUUUCUGUUAUGGCACACAGGACGCUGGGAUGGUUUUUAUUUUUCUUUAACUUGACGAGUGAUGAGACCUCCCUUGUCUCUAUCACAGCGUGAGCCUCACUCCGUGCUGUGUAUGGUGUCAUGGUUUCUGGCUGUUUUUCUAUGAGUCAUUGUGAGUCAUGUUAAUUCAUCUCUCUACGAGGAGAGAGGAAGGAGGUGAUGAGGUGUUGUGGAAAACUACUAUUUGAGUCUAGACGGAUGAAGUUGUGGAGGUUUUUUGGAAAUCAGAAAUGGAAACACAAGUCUAGACGCUUGAAAGAUGAUGCACAACUCUUUCCUCUUUCUUCACUUUCUCUCUUUCUAUUUUUAUAUCUUCUGCUAUUUUUAUGGCUCGCUGUGCUUCUAUUUUUAUGCAUCAUAUUCUAACUUUUUCUCUUUUUCCUAAACUAAGUUGUAAACUGACUGUCUUUUUUUCACUGGCAGGUCGUCUGAAGGCGAUCGCCCUGGCGUCAGCUGUAGGUGUGUCUGCUGGACUCAUCACCCUCACUGUGGCCAUCAUGAUCAGGUGACCAAAAUAUCAGAAAUGAAUUCUUUCAGAGCAGUUUUGUCUUGUUUCAUGGAAAAACACACAAUUCUUUAGUUUGCAUCCACUUUAUUCACACAAGGCUAUUUUUCCUCUUGAGUGGCAGCUGUGUGUGACAGACAGCUGAAAGUCAGAACAAACUGAAAGUUGUACCGUGCCCACCAUCAAAAUCUGAGCCUUGGGUGCCUUUACAGUUAGGAUGAGGCUGGCUCAGGUUUAAACUCAGUAUCAGACCUCAGACCUCAGUAUCUUGAGAACAGAAAGAUAAACUUGUUAAACUUCUAAAAUGUCUGUGAACACAGUUUAUCUCUGUAUUUAUCAUAGCAGUUUCCAGGCAAAUAGAAAAACAUUUCUUAUAUAUAAAAAUGAUCGAUGAUCAAAAACUGACAACUUUUUUGGGUCAGAGUCCACAUCAACACAGAACACUGUAUCCAGGUUUAAGAGCAACAAAGAGAGAGAGAGACCUCAAAUAUUUCAGUUAAACCAGGUUCUGCACCUGCGUGGCUCUAAGACAGUCUGGGUCAUAGACUGUAUAUAGAAUGGACGCCGUCUGCCUCCUCGCUGGGUGACACCACCAUGAGAACAGCACCCUCUGGUGACAGGCUGCAGUAUAGGCCAUAAAUCCCACCUCCUCCAGCAAUCCCUAUGGAGCUGUAGACAAACUUUAGAAAUUUAUUCCACAGAAUAUACAUUUUUCUCCUCCCUGGUUGCGAUGUUGACAUGUAGUUAUUGUAAGACUGUUUUGUGCUCAAGUCCUCUUUUUCCUGUCCAGCUCCAUCUUUAAAAGUAAUUAGGGGGUUCAUGUUUUCUAUGAUUGACACUUGGGUGUACAAAGAUUGGGUAGCUCACCAGGGGAUACGCUGUUUGAGCCGAGUGCCAUCAAAGCGACUCUCGGGGACUCUCCCACCAAAUGCGUAAAAUGCUACUGCGCAAGUGGUGAUUUCUGGAAAAUCACGGAAAUACAGCGAGCAAUUCUACUUUAAAUUCCUAGAAUGACGGAAGGCGGAGCCAAGUUGUCCAUUGUAUAUACAGUCUAUGGUCUGGGUACUAAACUGGUCCUCCUGCAUUUACAACCUUUACUUAUUGAAAUUAUUAUGCUUAAGAUGAAACAAAAAAAAACCCACAAAGUAUUGUAUAAUCACAUUUUUUUGAAUGAAACCGAUUAUUUGUCUGCAGUGAUGAUACUUUCAGUCAGAAUGGCCAACAACUUGCCACACAAUGGUAACACACAGUAUUUAAAUUUUGUAUCCUGAACAAUAUGCCUGACUGUUUUUCAGAGUCCUGCAUAUUUAAUGGAUAUUUUAUGGAGUUUGAUCUUCACUGUUUUAUUUUACAUCACAUUUGUGGCAGGGAUCAGCACAUGGUAACAGUUUGACACUUUUGUCCUCUUGUUGUCACAGUAAGAACAUGCACAGAGUUGACAUGGAGUCAGGAGAAAUACCAAACAAGGUAAAAUAUACAAAUUCUUUGGUUUGAUCAUUUCACUCAUCAGCUUCUCCUUUUGGUAGAGUUUAUAGCCUACUACUAAAACCCUGACGUGUCAAUAUCCUGCUUAGAAACCCUCAGUUUUACUUAUCCUUUGUCUACUGUUUGUGAUUAUGUGUGUGUUUGUGUGUGUGUGACCCCAGCGUCCAUCAGUGACAGCUGACACGGUGUUCUAUGAGUCAGCCCAGCAGACCUUUCCAGUGAGGAAGGGUAUGAUGUCCGACAUACCGGUACACAGUCCAACAGCACACACUCUUGGAUUCCUACAUCUCUCUGCAAACGCAUGACAAAAUGCUUCAUAGAUACAUGUGUGCGUAUGUGUAUUUGUGUGUGUAUAUGUGUGCAGGAGGAACCAGAAGACUUGAGUGACAGCUGCCACCCAGCCAUCGUCCCCCUGAAAGAUGCUCCACCAAUCACAGAAGUUGAAAGUCGCAGCCCCGCCCCUAAUUACAUCACUGUCCACUACUCCAAGCUGUCCAAGUAAACAUCUAAACCUUCUCAGUCUCUCACUCCUCUUUCUGUCUGUUUCACUCUCCUUCUUCCUCUUUUACUUUUCUCUCUCUCUCUCUCUAAGAUUCUGGCAUUUUCUAUCUUACCAUCUGUCUCCCUGCAGACCGUCGACCGCAGAAGUAAUGUACAGCUCUGUGUCUUGUAUGUCACAGAUUUUAUUUUACAGCUACACUGACCUUCUUCCUUUCUUCUUUAUCUUCCUGUCAUCACUUUCUCUGCAUUUUCCACCCCUUGUCUUUUCCUCUAUCUCUCCUCUCUUACUUCUGUGAUAUCCAGCACCUUCUUCAGUUUACGAGAGGACGAUAAAUUUCUUCAUCCUGGUUUUGAAUGUUUAAAACAUUUUAAUGGUUUUGGAGCAAAAUCAAGACUUUUUUUUUCUAUGAUGUGAUUUGAGUCACAUGUGAAGAUGAACUCAUGUGGCUGCUUUUUGUUGUCAUGGGUUUCAGUACAGAGCAGGUGCAGGUCCACAAUCUACCACAAGGGGGAGAUAGAAAGCUGAAAGAUUCCUCCAAAGUUGUUUACACGUUGCUGCAGCAGCCUCGGCGUUAACCAGAAGAGACAAGCAAAAUCAGGUCUGAGUGUAUUAUUAUUCUCAUGAUGUUAUAAACAAAUAUUAUAUAUUUAUAUUUAAUUUUAAACUCACUUUUUCUCUUACCUACCUUCCAUGUUACUCACCUACAAAUCAACUAGUUAACUUUUUCUCACAUCCCUACUUUUGACUUACUGUCCCACCUACUUUCUUCCUAAUUUAAGUACUUAUCUAACCACUAACCUCUCCACUGACCUUUCACAGCAUACUUCCUAACCUGAACAAAUCCUCUAACUUAUUCUCACCUAGAGAGGAGCGUUGGACAUGAAGUGGAUCCCUGUGGAUGCUGCUGAUGCCUCCUCUGGCUGUCCUGGACUGGACGUGUAGAUGUGGAUGCUCCAAAGUUCACCACACCAUCAGGGUCUUUGAAUUGACUUGAAUUCCAGCUCCACAACUACGCUCUAUGUCUCUCCUGGUGUUUUCUAUGCAUUUUAUCACUGUAUGCUGCCUUAAAAGAAGAAAUGCUUUACAAAUGUAGCUUGCUCUCACAUCCACAGCACAUGCUGAAUAUAAACUGUUGCUGCUUUGUUGCUAAAAAUUUACUCUGACUUUUCAAGAAUAUGUUAAUGACACAAAGUGACUGGUUGCUGCUUGCAUCCUAACAACUGAAAAGUGAUGAUUGUUUGGAAUAAAACUUUAUUCCUCUAAAGAAAUGGACUGUGUUUAAAAUCAGGCGUACUGUUUCUUACAUCUAGAGUUGGAUGUAGGGGAGCAUUGCAAGCACAUAACAAAAACAAACAUUAUGUACACCAACUCUGCAUAAUGAUGCCAUCAUUGUCACACACUUCAAUGGCAUGAAAUUCAGUCACAACAAGCAUCACUAUGAGCGUAUUUUCAUGAAAUAAAGAAAAAGAGCAU
Messenger RNA from Xyrichtys novacula (pearly razorfish), 19703 nucleotides. Lineage: Eukaryota; Metazoa; Chordata; Actinopteri; Labriformes; Labridae. The record is from the annotation of a GenBank genome assembly.